AUGCAUCAAUUUUCAAGUUUUACACCUCUCUCUCACAAGUCUGCAGUCUCCCCUAUAUCCUCCUCCCGAAUGAAAGAAAAUCUUUAUGCUCCUACCAAGAAUUACCUUAAAGAAAAAGUUAUCGAAGAUAACACUUCAUCAAAAUCGGCUAUUGCCCCAAUUGCAAGAAAAUUUACUAUAAAUUUCAUCAGCAUUUUCUAGCAAAACCAUUAUUUAUUUAAAAAAUUUCACCUAAUUUUACUAAAAGGGCAGAAAAAAAUACCGCACCGAUCAAAAUCAACAAGUGGCAAUUCUUCUCCACAUGUAAAAUUUGAGUGUGAAGAAAAUAUUGAUGACCUAACCAUAAGGCCGUCUUUUGAAGCUGAUUCUCUUGAAAAAAUUAAUCAAAAACAAAAAUCAUCGUCUUCUUUUGUUCAAGAAUUCUGUGAUGUCCAGCCUCCACCUCCUGAUUAUGAGCCAUUAGAAGUAGAAGAAUAUGAUGUUUCUCCUUCUACAUUGUGGAAGCCUAAAGACUUAGAAUAUUUGAAUUCCAUGAUGGAAAAAGAGCUCGAGUAUAUGCCGAAUCCUUACUGUUUGCAGACUAUGCAAAAAAACGUUAGUUGCACCAUGAGAACGAUUUUGUAUGACUGGAUGAUGGAAGUUGCGUCUGAAUUUACGUUGAAAAGAGAAACCUUCCAUUUAGGAGUGACUUAUGGCGGUAUAUAAUUUUUUAAUUUUUAUAGUAAAAUAUUUUUUUCAUAAAAUAAUUUUUAUAAGCCACUUAUGUCGAUCGAUUUUUAUCAAACUACCAAAAUAUAAAAAAAGAAGAAUUUCAGCUGAUUGGGAUGUGCUGCUUAAAUUUAGCUGCAAAAAUCGAAGAGGUUUAUCCACCCAAAAUAGAAGACUGGGCCAGAUCAUGUGAUAAUGGCUACUCACUUGAGUCUAUUCGAUAUAUGGAGAAUUUUAUCUUGAAAAUCCUUCAGUGGAAAGUAUUCCCCGCAACAGUUUUCAACUGGUUAAAUUGGCUAAUAACUCAAUGGGAUAUAUUUAUAGAAUAUCAUUUUGGCUGUGUGAACUAUAACAGAACCACUGAUUUUGAAAAUCUACCCCCAGAAGAAAAGAAAAAACAAAACGAGCUUUUCGAAAAAAGAUUUAUUGCAUUUAAAUACCCAAAUAAUCAAUCAUAUUUAAGAUAUCGAGAAAUUUUACAAAUUUUAGACGUGGCUGUACUGGACUUCGAUAUUAUGAAAUACUCCCCAAGACUUUUGGCUGCUGGGCUGUUAUAUUUAAUGGUAAGCAAAUAUUUCUAUGAAACUAAUUAUACACUGCUUUAUUAUGAUGGGCCUGAUUAUGUUGAUCAGCAGCCUGCAGGAAAUGAGCUUGACAGUGACGAAGAAAAAAGAAACGCCUUUGAGGAGUAUGCUGAAGCUCAACAUUUUGAAAGUGCCUCAGUUGUGCAGGAGCUAUAUGCUGGUUUUAUUUCAGCAGCACUUGGGAUUAUGAGUAUUGAAGAUAUUUAUCAAACUGUCGCAUUUUUUCAUCCAUUUUUAGAAUUUGAAGUAGUUUAUGAGCUCCCAAUUGUUUGCAAAAUUUUAAGCAAAGAGAAGCUUGAGAGCCAUUAUGAAGAGUUUCUGUCAUAUCAAACUCAUAAUGUGAAUAGCGUUACUUUUGUGAACCAAAAAAUGAAAGCAGGAAGAUAUUAA
Molecule: messenger RNA, 1682 nt
Organism: Blepharisma stoltei
Lineage: Eukaryota; Ciliophora; Heterotrichea; Heterotrichida; Blepharismidae
Source: the annotation of a GenBank genome assembly